AUGGCUGGAGAAAUGAGCAAGAUACUGAUUAUUGGGGGCACAGGGUAUCUUGACCAGUACAUGGUGAAGGCAAGCGUUUCUUUGGGGCAUUCAACCUAUGCUUAUGUCCGACCAAUCAAACCCACCAGUACUGAUUCUUCAAAGCUUCAGUUGCACAACGAGUUUGAAGCCAUCGGACUCACUCUCUUUCAAGGUGAACUGGAUGAUCAUGAAAAACUAGUGGGGGCAUUUAAACAAGUUGACAUUGUAAUUUCGACUCUGGCUGUUCCUCAACAUCUUGAACAGCUCAAAAUAAUCAAGGCUAUCAAAGAAGCUGGGAAUAUAAAGAGAUUUAUUCCCUCAGAAUUUGGAAACGAGGAAGACAGAGCAAGCGGCCUACCACCUUUCGAGGCUAUGCUUGUCAAUAAAAGGAAGAUUAGAAGAGCAACGGAAGCAGCAGGAAUUUCAUACACUUUUGUGUCUGCAAACAGCUUUGCUUCUUACUUUGUUGAUUAUCUACUUCAUCCUCAUGAGAACCGAGAUGAAGUCAUCGUUUAUGGCAGUGGUGAAGCCAAGGCCGUGUUCAACUAUGAGAAAGAUGUAGCCGCUUACACCAUAAGAGCAGCAACAGAUCCGAGGGCAGCCAACCGGAUCUUGAUUUGUAGACCGCAAGGAAACAUUAUAUCUCAGUUGGAGUUGAUAUCAGCAUGGGAGGAAAAGACAGGACGCACUCUUAAAAGGAUCCAUGUCCCAGAACAAGAAAUUAUAGAGCUCUCUAAAACACUUCCUCACCCAGACAAUGGACGUGCAUCGAUCCUUCACAACAUACUCAUCAAAGGGGAACAGAUGAACUUUGAACUCACAGACAAUGACCUUGAGGCUUCCAAGUUAUAUCUUGAUCACAAGUACACUUCCAUCGAUAGCUUUCUUGACAUUUGCUUGGUUGAUCCUUCCAAGAUCAAAUUAGCAUCGCUUCAGUGGGUCCCCUUCUUCUUGUGGGUGACAAUGAAUAGAGGGCACGCCAGAGGAGGGGUUGAAUUGAUGACGGGUUUCUCAGAAAAAGCCAUGGCUGCAUUUUUGCUUUUGAAUCAACGAUUGAUUGAUGAUGGAAGGAAGAUUAGAAGAGCUACAGAGGCAGCGGGAAUUUCAUACACUUACGCAUCUGCAAACAGUUUCGCUUCUUACUUUGUCGAUUUUUUACUUCAUCCACAUGAGAAACGCAAGGAAGUAACUGUUUAUGGCAGUGGUGAAGCCAAAGCUGUGUUAAACUACAAGCAAGAUGUGGCCGCUUACACCAUAAGAGCAGCAACAGAUCCGAGGGCAGCCAACCAGAUCAUGAUUUAUAGACAGCAAGAAAACAUUGCAUCUCAGUUGGAGUUGACAUCAGCAUGGGAGAAAAAGACAGGAUGCACCCUGAAAAGGAUACAUGUCCAAGAACAAGAAAUUUAAGAGAGUAUGACCCUAAUCUCCUAACUUUCUUCCUAACAUAUCGUUAAAGACAUUUUCAUCAAAGGGGAACGGAUGAACUUUGAACUCACAGACAAUGACCUUGAAGCCUCCAAAUUAUAUCCCAAUUACAGGUACACUUCUACUGAUAACUACCUUGACAUUUGCUUGGUCGAUCCUCCCCGACAUCAAAUUAGCAGCAUUGUAACAAGUUUUUAUGCAUUUGGUGCAAGAAUUGAUAUUGGCGUUAUUGCUGUAAGGAUUGAUAUUGGCUUUAAUGCUGUUUGUAAUAAUUUUUUGAAAAAGGCUAAGAAUAACUACGUAUACAUGUAA
Molecule: messenger RNA, 1758 nt
Organism: Fragaria vesca subsp. vesca
Lineage: Eukaryota; Viridiplantae; Streptophyta; Magnoliopsida; Rosales; Rosaceae
Product: isoeugenol synthase 1-like
Molecular function (GO): oxidoreductase activity
Source: RefSeq, a predicted model, not a curated record